Dovyalis caffra is the source of this 846-nucleotide messenger RNA. The record is from the annotation of a GenBank genome assembly. NCBI's taxonomy places the organism in Eukaryota, Viridiplantae, Streptophyta, Magnoliopsida, Malpighiales, Salicaceae.
AUGACCGGUUUUUCUACUCAUAGCCCAUGGGUGUUUACAUUCGGCCUUAUAGGUAACUUCGUUUCUUUUGUGGUUUUCCUCGCUCCAAUCCCAACAUUUGUAAGGAUUUUUAAGAAGAAAACUACAGAAGGGUUCGAAUCACUGCCAUAUGUGGUUGCACUGUUCAGUGCAAUGCUUUGGCUCUACUAUGCAUCACUCAAGUCUGAUGUUCUCCUCCUCAUCACCAUCAACUCAGUCGGUUGUCUCAUAGAGACAAUUUACAUUGCUCUAUAUAUUGCCUAUGCUCCAAAACAAGCUAGGAUUGUCACUUUGAGGAUACUUAUUUUGUUGAACUUUGGGGGAUUUUUUUUUAUUCUUCUUCUCUCCCACUUCUUUGUAAAGGGAUCAAACCGGGUUAAAGUUCUUGGAUGGGUUUGCGUAGCAUUCUCCGUAAGUGUAUUUGCAGCACCUUUGAGCAUCAUGAAACUUGUGAUACGAACCAAGAGUGUGGAGUUCAUGCCAUUUACUUUAUCAUUUUUUCUCACCCUUAGUGCUAUUAUGUGGCUCUUUUAUGGCCUACUACGGAAGGACUUCUAUAUUGCGAUUCCAAACAUAGUGGGUUUCAUCUUUGGGGUGCUUCAGAUGAUACUCUAUGCAAUUUACAAGAACUUCAAGCCAGUAGUGCCUAUGGACCCUAAACUACCUCAACACAACAUUGAUAUUGACAAAUUGAGCACAAUUUCUUGUGAGAUGCAACAAGCUGUUUGCCCCAAAACAAAUGAGCAAGACGAUCCCAUUGAGAAUAGCAAGGGUCCCAGGUCCAAUCAAGACCAGCCUAAUAAAUGUGAAAUUUUUGUCUCUGCCUAA